ACACUAAGUAACGCUCAAGAGAACACUAGACCACCACCACCACUACCACCACCAGCAUUAAGUCAUUUUCAAUAAGAAUUUAACAAUAUCAUACGGUAAGACAAAAACUAGCACUAAAACUAAUAACAGUACUACGACGACCAGACGAACUUUUAAGCAAUAAGCAUUAAGACUAAUACUAGCACCACCAUGGACGUGUGCUAUUUUCGCGUGAAAGACUGGGGGAAAACGGCUUCAAUAUUACGGAAGUGCGCUAGUAAAUAUAUUCUCAAUUCAUUUCAAUGGUAGUGAAUUCGUACAAAAUACAUUUGUGAUGUAUCAGUGUAUUCAUAGACAGUUGACGAAAAAUGUCGAAGAAAAUACUAACAGCUCCACAAAAGUGUGAACACUGUUACUUGAAAUGCAUUUUAGAGGAAGAAGUCAACGGUCUUAUAAACACCAUCAUUCUGGAACCAGUUCAAUUGAAGAGUUUUAUAGUCAGUGCCGUAAAGCAACUGCACGGUUCGGUUGGAUCAUCAACUGUAAUCGACAUUUUGAAAGUGGAUAAGAGAAAUGGCGAGAUUAUAUUACGUGUGAAGUCAAGCAACCUUGUGAAAUUGUGGAGCUCCUUGACACUUAUAAAUAAAUAUAAUGACAAUGCUUGCCGUUUUAAUGUCCAACAGGUUUCUCCAUAUUUGAUGUCAUUAGCAAGAGAUAGUAGAACAUGGGUGCCAUUUAUUUCAUCUGACUGAUAUCAAACCUAGAAAUUCAAGAUUAUUGUACAGUUCUAUCGUAAAAUGUGUCUGACACAAAAAUUGACUUUUCUUCUUCUAUCCUUCACCUAUGUGUAGAGAAAGCCUAGAGAUUUGAGAAGUACAAAAUUUUAAUUUUGUAGUUUGUUCAAAGUUCCGACAUUGUCUCAGAAUGAAACUGUUGGUGACUGUUGGCAAGAUUUUACACAUUCAAAAUAUGGUACUUAAGUGUGUUAUUAA
This is a messenger RNA of Xenia sp. Carnegie-2017, 971 nucleotides long. Its product is annotated as ribonuclease P protein subunit p14-like. Bases 348 to 731 code for a protein of 127 amino acids. The transcript is spliced from 5 exons. Lineage: Eukaryota; Metazoa; Cnidaria; Anthozoa; Malacalcyonacea; Xeniidae. Gene Ontology annotation, cellular component: ribonuclease P complex. The record is from RefSeq and is a predicted model, not a curated record. Gene Ontology annotation, biological process: tRNA 5'-leader removal.